Marchantia polymorpha subsp. ruderalis is the source of this 2360-nucleotide messenger RNA. The record is from the annotation of a GenBank genome assembly. NCBI's taxonomy places the organism in Eukaryota, Viridiplantae, Streptophyta, Marchantiopsida, Marchantiales, Marchantiaceae.
AGAGUGGCGCGGGGGAGGAAGGCGAGGGACGAUUCGCAGACUACCGGGCUGACGCUCGAGCGAGAGAAACAGACGAAGGAAACGUUGAAGAGGACGCGGGAGCGGGAGCGGGAGGCAGGAGAGCGGGCCGCGGGAGACGGGCUGACGAUUGCGCUUUCGUUGGGAAAGAAGGAGACGAGAGACGAGGAAAGGAAAGGAAAGGAAAGAGCGGUGGCGGUGGAGUGGGAUGGAGAACGAAGGCGAUCGGACUACGUCAUAGCAGAGCAGGAAUUGCGGGCCACUGCGUUCUGUUUCGGCCGGGAGGUUGCGACAUGAGUGGGAAAGGUGCAGCAAAGAAAGGAAGGGAGUUUUGGAGAUACAGACCGGCAGAUCUGCUUUGAUGAUGGAAGUCCGCGGAGGGUGGUGGUGAAUUGAACGUGAUUGGUGUGCUUCUUUACGGUAGACGAGAAAGGGAAGGAGCAGUGGAUCGGGACGGUGGAUUUUAUCGAGUGGAAAAGUUUAAGGAGAAAUUCAUGUUUUUUUCGCGUGAAUCAUGCUCCCUGAUCUGUGACAAUUGGACUCGUUCGUUUCCAGCAUAGAUUCCAGGACUUCUGUUGCUUUUGAGCUGAGAGUGGGUUGAUAUGUGGUGACGAUUGUUACUGUUAUGCACUCACAGCACAAUUGAAGCUUGGACGGGCGCAAACAGAGGAUGGGACACUUUUAUGUGACGCUUGACUCUCAACUCUUUAUCAUUGGAGGUCUGUCUGUCAGUGGAUGAAUUGGCUGUCCUGUUUUUGACUGAAUAUUCCUUAGACUCGCACGAGUUGGGAAAGUCACUGGGUUUGAAUCUGGUUCACUAGUUGGGACGCUAUUUUUGAGAAUCCUUCUCAAAAGCUCAGAAGAGGCGUAGCAUAAUUGAGAAGGAAAUGUCUCAAGGCGGGCAGGUUGAGGAGACAUGUCGGAUAUGUCUUGAAUCGUCGCCUAUAUUUGCUACAAGUUAUUCAAAACUUUCCGAUUCCUUCUUCUUGGAAGACGAUCGGCUCAUCUCUCCAUGCGCCUGCAGUGGUACCCAAGCCUUCGUACAUUUCAAGUGUUUACGUCGAUGGCAGCGUUCGGUUAUGGCUACGAGAAGACCUGGCGCAGGCCAUGGUCCAGCACUUGUAUGCUCAGUGUGCACACAAAAGUUUUCUGUGGCACCCCCAAGGCCGCCCCUAGGUUGUCAACUUUGGAAGGCAUUUGCAGGCUACUCGUGUGAAGUUACAGGUCUUCUUAUCAUACUGUGUGCUUUUUAUGUUGCACUUGCCGGUCACAGUCUCCAGUCUUUGUUGGACGAACUCGAAGGAGGUCUUGCUCUGGCUCGCGAGGUUCUACCCUGCAGCUUUCGCCUCAAUUCCAUGGAAGACGAUUGCGCGGCUGGAAACUGCAACAGCUCACUUUUGGGAAGCAAGGGAUGGGCAUCCUCCAGCAAUUCUAAUCGCCUCCACCCUGUCACUCUUUUGAUUGCCACGUCGUCAAUGCCAUCUCCAUACUUUUUUGGAUCUGUGGUACUUCUUUAUGAACAUCAAAGAUGCAGUGGGUCUCGUGGUCUUGUUCUCAAUAAAGAAGCAGGGGAAGAUGUCGUUCGUGAGUGGGAGAAAAAUGCGCUUUUGGGACAGAACAGACCAGCUAUGAAGCAAGUAGAACAUGGAAUUGGUGGUCCUCAUGCUCAAGAUCAGUGGACUGUCCUACAUAGGUGCCAAGAGUGCGCGAAGUGGGCAGGUAGAUCAGGGAGUGAAGAAAAGUUGGUACUUUCCCGAGAAUUGGGGCACGAACUCGUCCCUGGACUGUAUCUCGGUAGAGAAAUCUCGCCAUUGUUACGCAUACUAGAUGCUUGUAACUUGUCUGAGAACUCUGUAUCUGUCCGUGACUGCGCACAAGAUGUAGAGAAAGGUGGGAGCAAGAACGAAAACGGGAUUGGUGUAUCUGACUUAUCUGCAGCCGAAGAAGCAGCCUCAAAGGAACUUUAUCUGGGCUUUGACCAUCACGUUUUGCACGGGCAUGCUAAGUGGGUUGUAGGGCAGCUCGGCAGUGAGAUUAGACGAGGAUGGUGGAUAGUCGACGAAAAUUCGUCGGAUGUACUGAUCUCAACCCCUCUGAAUGAGCUUUGGCACGCAUUGCGUACAGCAUAAACAAAGUUGUCUAUAUUUCAGGACUGUCCCUCUCUUCCCCUUUUCAUUUUUAUUUUCUCUUUUUUCCAGAUAGAUCAACAUUAUAGUGGCAAGACGUUGUUCUCUAGUUUUUAGAAAGGCAAUUGCAAGGUAGGGGCAAAUCCUUGUACAUAUACGGGCAAGUUACUGUAUACUUAAAAGUUCAACAGGCUCUGUUAUAAAGGUUAUAUUCCA